Periophthalmus magnuspinnatus is the source of this 1633-nucleotide messenger RNA. It is a transcript of the gene nrbf2b, whose product is annotated as nuclear receptor binding factor 2b. Lineage: Eukaryota; Metazoa; Chordata; Actinopteri; Gobiiformes; Gobiidae. The transcript is spliced from 4 exons. The coding region runs from base 104 to 964 and encodes 286 amino acids. Gene Ontology annotation, biological process: autophagy. The record is from RefSeq and is a predicted model, not a curated record.
GAGGGAGAAGGAGACGUGCUAGCCGUGGAGGCGACAGCUUCUUCUCUGACAGUACAUUUUUUCCUCUCUUCGUAUUUUUUUCUCUCUUUUAAAAGAAGAGCGAAUGACAGUGCGUGACGGACAACGGCACCUUUCAUGUAGUGUAAUCCGUCGAAGAUUGGACUCCAUGGAGGUCGCGGACAGCCCGCUAAACCUCGCUCAUCAGCAGUGCAGGAAGGCUGAACGACUGCUCGCUGCAGGGAAAUAUGAAGAGGCCAUUCUGUGUCACAGGAAAGCCGCAGAUCUUCUGUCUGAUGCAAUGAAGACUACACAGGUUGAGCAGGCUCGCCUGUCCAUGGAGCUGCAAAGAGACACCCACAUUAAACAGCAGAGAUUGAUCCAGGAGCGUUGGAAGAGAGAGACCAGAAGACUGGCCACCAAAGCUCGGACAAUCCCUUCUGUGUCCACACUCCAGCCCUCAGAUCCGGUGCAAUGUGCUGGGAUGGUGACCCAUGAGAAGUCCAGAGAUCGGGAGUACGACACUCUUUUAUAUCAGCUGCAGACACGCCAGAGUGGAGGUCCUCCAGCACAACAGCCCUGCUCCGGCUCAAAGACCACCAAAGACGACAAGACGCGCCUGGAGGAGCAGCAGACCACCAUCGAGGACCUGCGGCGGCUUGUGGAGCACCUGAUGGAUGAGAACUUGCGUCUGACCACAGAGAACGAUAGGCUGAGAAUUGAGAACGCACGGCUCCAGUCUGAGGAGCGCUCUGAGCUGUGGGUGCUGCCACAGCCAGGAGGUGCGAUGGGGACCGGAGUGGGACAUGAGAAGAGGGGUACAGGAAAGGAAAUUGCCAUCCCCACGCUCCCUCCCCUGGAAAUGCCCGCUCAGGAGGACCUUUGUCUGGAUGAUCUCCCUCCUCUGGAGCUGCCUGAAGACAUUCAAAAUGAACUGAGGGAGCUGCUGGAGGCAGACAAACUGUGACACACACAUAUACAGAGUGCAGGGAGGGUUAGAGGUCAGUUAAGUGGGAACUAGGUCCAGGAGCUUGCAUUAUGUGAUAAUUGUCAGGAGCAAAUGCCCAAAAUUUGACUGUUUUUUUUGUUAACGCUGCAGCCUGCAACAGCCUUAUUUGAGUUGAUUUGGAUUAAUUUAGAUGAUUAAUCAAUGUACAUGCAGCAUCAGCUUAAACAGACUAUUUGCUGCUGUUUGUGCACAGGUGCUGCAGGUUUCUCUUUUUCUACAAAAGAAACCAAUACAAAUUAUUUUAAUCAGUUUUUGGAAAGCUGAAGAGAAAAAGCAUCAAUGCCACUUUUUGAUGGUUGUAACUUAUUUCAUACUUGAAACAUUUUAAUAUUAACCAAGGCUUAUUUACAUUUGUAUGAUUUAAUAUUCAGUUAUUUGAUCAUGACAAUAGUUACACACAGAAGGACAUUGUAUUUCCUUAAAUACACUUCAGAAAAUGUCUAAAAAUUUCAGACCACUGGCGCGUCGCAGUACUCUGUACGUCAGACUCUUCACAUGUGCCCCUCGGAGGAUCACUGCUGUUCAGGGAUAUAUGUUCUGCCAUUAAUAUCUUCUUUGCUAUUUUAAUGUGGUCUCAACCUCAAACCUGUGCACCACAGAAGAGAUCUAUGGUGGCGUAUUUAUUAC